AUGGCUGAUCUCAAUAUCAGGAUAGGGCAGACGAUACAGACCCAGGACGGACGAGAAGGUACCGUUCGAUACAUUGGGCCUAUACACCUUGCUGCAGGAGAAUGGUUAGGCCUGGAGCUGGCAGACGAUGGGGGCAAGAAUGAUGGCUCCGUCAAAGGCCACCGAUAUUUCCAGUGCGCUCCUGGAUAUGGUAUCUUCGUUCGCAAGGAGUCGGCCGUCCAUAUCGUGAAACAAGCUGCUCAACCCCCAAAAUCCAAUGGCGUGCCGAAUUCAAAUGGUGCUACAGCCAAACCGCGACCAUCCAGCGGAGUGACUGCAGACAUUGCGAGAAAGAGGCAGAGCCUGAUGAGUUCAAGUUCAGGGCCUGCGGCUGGAUCAAGAUUGUCCCUCAGGUCUCCCACGAAAUCGCCCACGAAACCUGGGCCAUCCUCCGUGAGCUCUACGACGUCCACUCCGCGAACGGGAACUCCAGCAACCACUACGCGAACAUCCGAUUCGAGUACAAAGUCUAGGCUCAGCACAACGGGAAAAUCUCUGAUGGGACCACCGACGUCCACAACCCGGGCCAGUGCAGCUGCAAAUAGGCCAUCCAUGGGUGGUCCAGUCAAACCGCUGUCUGCGCGGCCCACUUCUAUGCAGCCGCGGCCGUCAUUGAGUGGCUCUAGAGCCUCCAUGGCUCCUAAGACCAUCCUUCGAAGUGAGAAGGCUGAUUCUAUCCAUCCUAGCCUCGGUGAACAGCAAUCGUCACCCCCGCAAGACCAAUUUUCUCGAAAUAUGGGUUUAAAUAAUGUAGAGAUUGAUGAGGCCUUUGAGGCUACGGAGCCAGAUGUCAAAGCGCCCGCGUCACGUCCACACUCGACUGCCAGUCCACGCAGUGACACCAAUAACGCUCCCGAGGACAGAUCAAGGCAAGCGCAAGUUAUCAAAGCGUUGGAAACGAAGGUUCGAACGUUGCAGAAGCAGAGACAAGAAGAUCAGGCUCAAAUUCAACAUGUCCAAGAUCUGCAAAAUCAGACGACCCGGUACGAAGGAAUAAUUCAAGCGCUACAAAAAAAGCUCAAGUCGAAUCAGCAAGAGAUGCAAGAUCUCAAGGCCAAGUAUGAAGACGCAGAGAGUCGUGCCGGAAAAGUUCCCAACCGAAGCGCAGAGCAUGAGUCGGAACUCGAACUCGCAACGCUGGACAAGGAGAUGGCCGAAGAGCGUGCUGAUAUGUUCGAAACCGAACUCGAGGCCCUGAAAUUGAAACACGAGGAGUUGGAGCUUGAGGUUGAAAUCCUUCGAGAAGAGAAUCGCGAAUUGGCGUCGGUCAUGAGUCCGGAAGAGAAGGCCAGUGCGGGUUGGCUUCAGAUGGAGCGGGAAACGGAGAGACUACGACAGGCUCUGGUCAUGUUGCGAGACAUGUCCCAGCAAAACGAAGGUGACCUGAGGAACGAGAUCAAAGAACUCCAAGAGACUCUGGAUGAACUUGAACAAACCGCUUCAAAAUAUGAAGAGGUGGUAGCGAAGCUCGCAAGGUCGGAAGAAACGAAUGAACAUUUGAGGGAACAGUUAGAAGCGGCGGAAGCAAAUGACGAUAUUCUGGAAGCCAUGGGGGCCGAACGGGACCAAAAUCGGAACGUGAUAGAGCUGUUAAAGAGACAGAUACAAGACCUCGAGGAGCACAUUCAGGUGACCGACGAGCUCGAAGCUUUCCACGUCGAAGAAGAAAAACGUCUGCAUUACCAACUGGACGAAAGCGAGGCGAUCUUGAAUGACAAACAUCGGCAAACUGUUGAGCAGGAAAAGACUAUUGAGGACUUGGAAUACACCCUGACUAAAUUCCGAGAUAUGGUCCAGGGACUUCAAAAUGACAUCGACGAACUCCGUCGAUCCAGGGACGUCAGCGAGCUCGAGGCUCACGAGAUGAACAGCAAGUCACGAGCCAUGAUGGAUCUGAACUUGAAACUACAGAGCUCGGCGGCGAAGACCCAGCUAAAGGCAAUUGAUCUCGAAUUGGGCAAGAUGCGCGCCGAGCAAGCCAGCCUGCAUUUGGAAAUCGUACAAUUAUUCGUCCCCGACACCUUCGAGGUUGACAAGAAACCUAUUCUUGCUCUUUUGUGCUUCAAGAGAAUCAAAUCAAAGGCCCAAUUGAGCAAGAAUAUUCUUGCCGAGAGAAUACGCGACCGGCCCGAUCUUCAUGACAAUCCCAUGUCAGUCUUUGCUACCAUGGAACAACUCCAUUUCAUCGCAAACGUUUGUGAAAGAUUCGUGCAACACUUGUCAACCUGUUCUACCGACAGCUUUGCCAAAUAUGCGGGCGCUCCUUUCGAAUUGGAGCCGGUGGAGCAGGCAGUUACCGGUUGGGUUGAAGCUUUACGCCGUGACGAGCUUGCUCACGAGGGAUCUGGCCACCUCCAUCGCAUGGCGGGAAUCUUGGUCGACAUGGCCGAAAAGUUGCUUUCAGAGAGCUACGAAACCAAAUCAAUGGAGCUGCUCGCAUCCAUCUCCAUGACGGAGAAUUAUGCUGACAAUGCUGCACACCAAGCACAAAUUAUCAGCAAGGCUGUCCAAACAAAACUGGGAGGGGCCAAUGACGAGGACGAGGAGUCCAUGUUGUUUGAAAAGAGAAUGGAUCAGCUGGGAAUAAAGGCUCGGACAAUCAAAUAUGUCUCCGGCAAGGUCGUACACGCGCUCAGCGAUCUUCGAGCUCGAUCCAUGUGUCCCGCUGAAUCAAUGUGGAAUUCACUCUCUGAAGUCGAGCUGUGUGCUGAAAGAAUGUCCCAGGUGAUGCAACAUGUGGGCCAAGCGGUCAUCGAAGACCUUCACAAAAUUGACCGAGAGGAAGCAUUUUCAUAUUCGAGGGUGAUACAGCUCAUGACAACGGCCGCGCAGCAAAGGAGUGAACCACAAACAGCUGGCUCAGAUGAUGUCUUUGACAUGCUCUCGAAACAAUUACAGACAAUUCAGUCCAAGAUCGACGGACUGAACACGCAGUCUGCAGACAUUUCUGGCGCGAUUGAAUUCGAGAAGUUACCGGCUCCUUGGAUCGCUCGAGCUAGAGAAGCCAAGGCACAGAAGGUUUUGUCGCAAGACCUCCAGGAGGAGAUGGCCAGACUGAAACUCAGAAUACAAGAACAGACAAUCCGACUCAGUGAGAAAGACAAACAGCUUGAGGAACAGCAAGUCAAGGUUGAAAUACUCGAGUCACGGGCUAAGGAAACCAAGGCGAAAGAUGACGGUGUCAAGGCAAUGAAGGACGAGAUUGAAAAAUUACGUUCAGAAACCCAUGCCGCCUCCGAGAACUUGCAAAAACUCGAAGGAGAAUAUCAAACCUUACUUGAAGCUCGCGAAAGCCAGAGGAUGGAGAUGGAAGCUCUCAAACGGAGAAGUGUUUCUGAUGGACAGGGCGGCCUGGUGCUUGACGCUGCCGACGAGACAACCUCAGUUCGCUUCAAGGCUGAAGUCGACUUGCUCAAGGUUGAGAUUGCCAGUCUCCAGGCCUCGGUACGCUUCCUCAAAUAUGAAAAUCGGCAGCUCAGAAUCCCUGUCAACGAAAUUGGUAAGGCUGCCGUCGAAAAUCAUUGGCUCGAUCCUAGCCGUCUCACGUUGGCGACCAAAGACGACAAGUUACGACCUCUACGGACCGAGUCGAAAGACGUAUUAACAGGACUCAUCGAAAUGGCGAAGUCAUCCAAACCCGUCAAACUAAAAGCGAGAUCUGGAUACGGCCCAGAUGCAAACGGGCCUGUUUCUUCUUGGAGAGCCGAGUCAGAUACGACUUUAUACCAAGUUCUCCAACGAAAAGAGGAGCUGGAGCGGUGGAAUGAAAUGAAAGAUGACUUGGUCCAAAGAGCGCGGAUCAUGGUGAGGUCCUCGCGACCCGUAUCAGAACGGCAAGAGAGGCCUAUAAAUCAGAAGAAGCCCUUUACUGGCACUCGCCGAACUGGGCCUGUAAAAGCACCCGCACUAGAAGAAGUGGAUGAGCUGGAACUUGGAUCUGCCGUGAAUGUGGAUGGAGUCCGCGUGGUCAGGUAUUGA
Rhinocladiella mackenziei CBS 650.93 is the source of this 4017-nucleotide messenger RNA. RefSeq lists its product as uncharacterized. The transcript is spliced from 2 exons. Lineage: Eukaryota; Fungi; Ascomycota; Eurotiomycetes; Chaetothyriales; Herpotrichiellaceae. The record is from RefSeq and is a predicted model, not a curated record. The coding region runs from base 1 to 4017 and encodes 1338 amino acids.